Molecule: messenger RNA, 1545 nt
Organism: Mugil cephalus (flathead mullet)
Lineage: Eukaryota; Metazoa; Chordata; Actinopteri; Mugiliformes; Mugilidae
Exons: 6
Coding region: 305-976 (223 amino acids)
Cellular component (GO): membrane
Source: RefSeq, a predicted model, not a curated record
UCCGGUUCACCUGCUGUUGGUCAACCAGGUUAAUGGAUAAACUUCCCAGCUGCUCAUGUGAGCACCGAAACCAGCCUGCAAACCCGGAAGAUUCACGCCACCGUGGAUAAAAAAAAGUACUGGAAUAAAAAAAAAAAACAUUUUCAGAGACAGUUCUCGCCAACGGUGCUGAUGUACCUGAGAGGGAAAUCCAACCAAGCGGUGAACACCAUCAGUCCUAGGGUUAGGGUUAGUUAACGUUUUCCCUUCACGGGUUAUUUUAAAACUACACGUCGGGGCUGCUGUUGGGAGCUUUUCGGCAGAGAUGGACCGACACAGGUACUUUAUUUUUAACCAGAAGGGCGUGCUCGUACUCGGCGUCCUCCAGGUGGCCUGUGCGGGUCUUUGCGUGGUCUGCGGCUUCAUGGACGCAGUUUUCCGCAGAAACACUCCGCUGAGCACCACCAGGACGCCGGUGUGGGGAGGACUGAUCAUGGCCUGUCCGGGCAUUUUGGCGCUGUUUGCCUCUCAAUGGAAAAAAUCAAAACUGGUGAGUGUGGCGGUUGUGGCUGCGUUGGUUUCCUGUCUGACCACAGUGGUCGUAGCAGGCUACUCGUGUUUGACGCUCACCUACGGAGAGGAGAAUAAAGAAGUCUUCCACCACCACGACAGUCCUGAAGUGACGUUUGUCCUUCAUAGGAUGGUGAAAGGGGCCAAUGCCACCAUCCUGCUCAGCUGCAGCAUCAGCUUUGUCCUCUCGUCUCUCAUUGCCUACGUGGGCUGCCGUAGUCUUCCUCUCUGCGCCUGCUACGACACCCGGACCGGUCUGGAGACCCUCGUUCCUCAGUAUGAUACUGGGGACACUGAGAUGGUGUGUACAUGGCAAGCAGGGGGCGACGACAGACUCUUCAACUCCCCGGCUCAUCUGACUGACGGCGGCACCGCUGAGGAAGAGGAGGCCUCCUCCAAACUGCCUCCGUACAGCAGACUGACCUGAAACACAUCCACGGCACAGAGGCUGGUUCUUAAUGUUCCUGUUUGUGGACGAUUCUAUGCAAUCACGGGAAAUAUCUUCACGCAGUUCUUUCUGUGAACGGACAGAGAAGGGAUCCCAAGGCAUAUGAAUCUCGAGUGUUUGUGAUCAGACCAAGCACUUUUGGACUAUGACGCCGUCCUAUUUGCUCUCAUUUCUGUUGCUAGUUGCUGAAACUGUGCCAAACUUGAAUAUGUGUACGUGGCUGAAAUAAUUGAUUCCCCGUGUGCGGUGCGAGAGUGAAUUUUGUUCUGAGCUCAUACAUUUUUAUGUGUAUUUAAUAAAUAAAACUGACUGGACUGAAGAAAGAAUAUUUAAAGAAAGAGUGACUGCAUAUAUAUAUAUAUAUUUUUUUUUUUGUUGAAAUGUUCAGGGUAGUUUAUUGCAGGUUACACAUGACAAAACCACUGCAAGCAUCUUCCCUUCAUCACUCAUCCCCAGUAGUUUCAUUAUUCUCAUUCACGUACAAGAGCAGUGUUGGUUGAUUGUGGCUUUAGUGAACGAAAAUAAUAAUAAUAAAAAAAAAAUAAUAA